GAUCUGGGUCGGGGGUGGGGCUUUCGUCCAGGGGGCGGGACCAGGACCACGACUGGGAGGGGGCUAGCCUGGCCCUUGGCCGUUGCCCGGCAACGCCCGGGCGCUAAGUCUCCGUGUCCAGGCCCCUCCCCCUGAGGAGGUGGGCUCGGUGUCACGUGACUCGGGCCCUACGGGAGGGGGAGUGGUCGGGGGCCCGGCCGGACGCGACCACUUAAGGAGGUCCGAGGGGCGCGCGCCUCGUUCCCUGGCCCGGACCCCAGCCCCUCUGCACCGCGGGGAGAAACUGAGGCCCGAGUGGCCCCUGCAGCCCCGGGGAGGGCCAUGAAGGUACUGCUCUUCACCGGGCUGGGAGCCCUGUUCUUCUCUUAUUACUGGGAUGACAACUUUGACCCUGCCAGCCUCCAGGGAGCCCGCGUGCUGCUGACAGGGGCCAGUGCGGGCGUCGGGGAGGAACUGGCAUAUCACUACGCCCGCCUGGGCUCCCACCUGGUGCUCACUGCCCACACGGAGGCCCUCCUGCAGAAGGUGGUAGGGAACUGCCGGAAGCUGGGCGCUCCCAAGGUCUUCUACAUCGCUGCGGACAUGGCCUCCCCUGAGGUGCCCGAGCGCGUGGUGCAGUUCGCGCUGGACAAGCUGGGAGGACUGGACUACCUCGUGCUGAACCACCUCGGCGCCACCCCGGCAGGCUCGCGGUCCAGGAGCGUCCAGGCCACACGCUGGCUCAUGCAGGUGAACUUUUUGAGUUACGUGCAGCUGACUUCGUUGGCGCUGCCCAGCCUGACAGACAGCAAAGGCUCUCUGGUGGUCGUGUCCUCGCUGCUCGGCCAGGUGCCCACAUCCUUCUCCCGCCCGUACUCGGCAGCCAAGUUCGCUCUGGACGGCUUCUUCGGCUCUCUGCGGCGGGAGCUAGACGUGCAGGACGUGAACGUGGCCAUCACCAUGUGUGUCCUGGGCCUCCGGGAUCGCGCCUCCCCUGCCGAGGGAGUCAGGGGCGUCACGAGGGCCAAGGCGGCCCCAGGGCCCAAGGCGGCCCUGGCCGUGAUCCGCGGCGGCGCCACACGCGCCCCCGGCGUCUUCUACCCAUGGCGCUUCCGCCUGCUCUGUCUGCUGCGGGGAUGGCUGCCGCACCCGAGGGCCUGGUUCAUCCGCCAGGAGCUCAACGUCACCGCUGCCGCUGCUGCCUGAGCUGCUGCGGGUGGCACCCCUUCAGCUUCCCAGAGAGGGGAACCCUCUAUCCAGCCGUCUCGGAGCCGGGACACGAACCGAGACACCUCGGAGACGGUGGCCGUGGCUCAAGACAGAGUCAUCAAGACAGAAAAGGAAAACCGAG
Messenger RNA from Acinonyx jubatus (cheetah), 1330 nucleotides. RefSeq names its product hydroxysteroid 11-beta dehydrogenase 1 like (gene HSD11B1L). The coding region runs from base 322 to 1185 and encodes 287 amino acids. Gene Ontology annotation, molecular function: oxidoreductase activity. NCBI's taxonomy places the organism in Eukaryota, Metazoa, Chordata, Mammalia, Carnivora, Felidae. The transcript is spliced from 8 exons. The record is from RefSeq and is a predicted model, not a curated record. Gene Ontology annotation, cellular component: intracellular membrane-bounded organelle.